AUGGCUCCCAUAAUAUCAGAUAUGACGGUACACUUCCGCCAUGACCGGUCCAUUGCCCAGAUGAUGCUGGAAAACCCUUCCAACGUCGAUGCUAACAAGGCCAUCAGUGAGGAUAUUUUAACCGGUAAAACAUUAACCUAUGGCAGUUUGCGCGAGGAUGCAUUCAAGGCUGCAUGGGCGUUGCGGCAUCGCCUAGGGCUCAAGACAGGGGACACCGUCACGAUUAUAGCGAGGAGCUGCGUGGACUAUAUUAUUGCAACGCAUGCUAUUUGGGCGGCGGGUGGGAUUGUCAGUACAAUUAACCACUCAUCAUCCGCCAAAGAGAUUACCCAUGCUAUUGAGAUCAUUAGACCGCAGUUCUUCAUUGUGGAUGGUGACUAUGAGAAGAAGUUGCACGAGGCGCUGGGUUCGGAACACUAUGAUAGUAUGACAAUAAUGACAAUGGUGUCCAGAUUCGCCGGCCACCUUCUCUUUCCCAACGACCUGAUAUCGGACUCAAAGCGAGUGGAGCCUGAAGCGUACGUGCUGGACGGACAGGACGCGCGGACCAGGUGCGCUGCGCUGGUAAUGUCGAGUGGCACAACUGGCCUACCCAAGGCGGUUAUGCUGUCCCAUUACAACUUGACUGGAAUCUGUGAGGGGCUGCGUGCUCAUAAUCCCGAUAAUUGGAGGGAGUCUAUGAGGGAGGUGUUUUUCCCAUCUUUAUCACAUAUCUACGGUUUAUACGUAUGCGCAUUGAUGAGUCCGUGGCUGGGGUAUUAUGUGUGCAUGGUGUCCCAAUUCCAGCUGGAGACUUACUGCCAACUUAUGCAUGAGAAACGCGCAACAUUGGCGCGACUCGUGCCACCAGUCGCUGUUAUGCUGGCGGAGAACCCGAUCGUGGAUCAGUACCAGUAUCCUGACCUUGAAUACUUUUCCUGCUCAGCAGCACCAUUGAAGCCUGCCGUCGCGUCAAAGCAUAUGGCUGUACUGAACUGUCCUCUUGCAUUGCAAAAAGGGGAGUCAGAGACAAGGACGCUCCUCUCGUUGCCCGGGUACAAGGACAACGGGGAAGGAACACGCGAAAGCAUGCACGGUCCUGGGUGGUACAAAACCGGUGACAUUGGAUACCUGAACGACAAGGGAUACUUGAUAAUUGUUGACCGUCUGAAGGACGUGAUCAAAUACAAGGGGUUCCAGAUCAGCCCAACUGAGCUCGAGGAGAUAAUCGGACGACACCCCAUGGUGAAAGACUCAGGCGUCACCUCUAUCUGGGACGAUGUUGAGGGGACCGAGAUCCCUCUUGCGUUUGUUGUGCCGAGUAGUCCUAUUGCAUCUAUUGAUCGGGAGAGCCUAGCAAAAGAAAUCCAGGAUCUGGUCGCACGGGAAGUUGCAGGCUACAAGAAAUUGAGGGGAGGUGUGCGCUUUAUUGAUCAACUGCCGCGGAAUUUGACUGGGAAGAUGCUGCGCCGGCAGUUACGUGAUAGGGCUGGAUCGAAGGCGCACCUGUAA
Molecule: messenger RNA, 1491 nt
Organism: Aspergillus vadensis CBS 113365
Lineage: Eukaryota; Fungi; Ascomycota; Eurotiomycetes; Eurotiales; Aspergillaceae
Product: acetyl-CoA synthetase-like protein
Exons: 11
Coding region: 1-1491 (496 amino acids)
Biological process (GO): secondary metabolic process
Molecular function (GO): CoA-ligase activity
Source: RefSeq, a predicted model, not a curated record